AUGUCGUCGUCGUCGUCGCUGCUGUCGCGUCGUCUGCCACCGCCGCGGACGCCCGAGCUGGAGCUGCCUGUGCCGCCGGAGUUCCGCUGCCCGAUAUCGCUUGAACUGAUGCGGGAUCCGGUCGUCGGCCCAACCGGCAUCACCUACGACCGCGCUGGCAUCGAGGCGUGGCUGCUCGCUGCCGGAGCUGGGACGACGACGACGUGUCCGGUCACGAAGGGCGACCUCCGCGCUGACGACCUUGUGCCUAACCAUGCGCUCCGCCGCGUCAUUCAGGCGUGGUGCGUCGCGAACCGGUGCCGAGGCGUGGAGAGGAUCCCCACGCCGCGGGUGCCCGUCACGCCGGCGCAGGCGGGUGAGGUGCUGGCCGGGGUCGAGGCAGCCGCGCGGGCGGGGGACGCGGCGAGGUGCGCCGCCGCGGUGCGCGAGGUUGGGCGGCUCGCGCGGGAGUCCGACCGGGACCGGCGGUGCCUCGCGUCCGCCGGCGCCGCGCGCGCGCUCGCCGCGGCGGUCGCGUCGUUCGCGGCGGCUGAGUCGUCGUUCGUGCUUGACGACGUCCUCGCGGCGCUGGUGCUCGUCAUGCCGCUCGACGAGGAGGCCAUCGUCGCCAUCGGCUCGUCGACCGCGUCCGUGGCGUUGCUCGCCUCCGUCGCCAGGCACGGCGACCUGAAGAGGAGGCUACAGGCGGUGGUCGUCAUCAGGGAGAUCGUCGCGUGCUUGUGCUCACGCAGCCGCGCCAUUGAUCUCAGCGAGAACCUCGACGUGAUCAUCGAGGUGUUGGUGAAGGCGAUCAGGGACCCCAUCUCUCCACAUGCCACCAAGGCCUCCCUCGUCGCGGCGUACCACCUCGCGCUCGCCGACGAGCACUCCGCGGCGCGCCUCGCGGAGGCCGGUCUCGUGCCGUCGCUUGUCGAGCUCCUCAUCGACGGCGACCGCAGCACGGCCGAGAAGGCGCUCGCCGCGCUCGACGCGACGCUGGCGUCCGCGGCCGGCAGGGCGCGCGCCCGCGCCGACGCGCUCGCCGUGCCGGUGCUCGUCAAGAAGAUGUUCCGCGUGUCCGACACGGCCACCGAGCUCGUUGUCUCCUCGCUCCACCGCAUCUGCAAGAAAUGCAGCGGCGACGUGGAGCUUCCGGCGAUGGCCGCGGCGAGGCGGGUCGCCGUGGUCGAGGCGGUCCAGGUGGGCGCGUUCCAGAAGGUGAUGAUGCUGCUGCAGGUUGGGUGCAGGGAGGCAACAAAGGAGAAGGCGACUGAGCUGCUCAAGUUGAUGAUCAAGUAUGAAUCCAGAGGAAACUGUAUUGAUGCCAUGGAUUUCAGAGGGCUCAAGAGGGUUUCUUGAGCAAAAACUAAAUUGUAAUUAUGAGAAUAUGUCUUAGAAUAGGUCCAUAUAUACACAUGGUACAUCAUGAAAGAAUUUUAGUUAGGAAAUGUACAGAUGUUAAGGAUGUUUUGUCUUUAUAAACAUUUUUGAUUUGCUUGAUAUUCUAUUGUGGUCUAAACAUAUAUUUACUAUA
Oryza brachyantha (malo sina) is the source of this 1513-nucleotide messenger RNA. RefSeq names its product U-box domain-containing protein 21-like. The record is from RefSeq and is a predicted model, not a curated record. Gene Ontology annotation, molecular function: ubiquitin protein ligase activity. Gene Ontology annotation, biological process: protein ubiquitination. The transcript has a single exon. Bases 1 to 1338 code for a protein of 445 amino acids. Lineage: Eukaryota; Viridiplantae; Streptophyta; Magnoliopsida; Poales; Poaceae.